AUGUCUGGUAUGGGUGUGGAUGAGACGCCAAAUGAAAACGGACAAAUUUCCAAUGAUUCGGGCAUUAUAGCGGAUGAUUCGUGGUAUGAAAGUGGUUGUAAACCGUUCAUUGAGAAGACUUUGUUAACUGCCGCAAACAGCUCGUUUGGUAUUGCCACAUCUCGAUCGCUUACUGCCCCAUCCACACCAGCAAGCACUGUUUCCUGGAAAGGUGGUUAG
This is a messenger RNA of Gongylonema pulchrum, 219 nucleotides long. The record is from the annotation of a GenBank genome assembly. NCBI's taxonomy places the organism in Eukaryota, Metazoa, Nematoda, Chromadorea, Rhabditida, Gongylonematidae.